AUGUCUAGUGUUUCCGAGAGGAAUUCACUGCUGGACACACUGAUUGCAGAGAUUGAGAAGAAACAUGACCAGCCAGAGGUUGAAUUCCUCAUGGAUGUUGGCAAAAUCCUGAGCAGCUGUGAGGCAGCCAGGGCCCCAAUCCCGGAGCCAGUUUCCCCGGAGCUGCAGAGGACCAUUAAGAGCCUCUCCAAGACGAGACAGCUGGUCCUGGACACAGUGGCCAAAUUCAAAGAAGAGGUGACAGUGGACCCAGAGACGGUGAGUCCAGACCUGACCCUCUCGCAGGACUGCAAGACCUUGCGGAUGGCAGACGAAGUGCAAAGCCUCCCCGACACCCCUGAGAGAUUCACAGGCAGCCCCAGCGCCCUGGGCUCCCGGGGCUUCACAUCUGGGAGGCACUACUGGGAGCUGGAGGUGGGGAAAGGGAACAGCUGGGCCGUGGGGGUGGCUCUGGAGUCUGUGCAGAGGAAGGAAUCGCUCAUCGUGGCCCUGAGGAAGAUCUGGGCCCUGCGGCUGGACUGGGAUGGCCAGUACACGGCAGUCCACAUGCCUAUUGCCCCACUGGCACUGAAGGAAGAGCCUCGGAGAAUCAGGGUUCACUUGGACUAUGAAGCAGGUCAAGUGACCUUCUACAAUGUGCAGAACAUGACGCAGAUCUUGCAGUUCAAGGCUUCCUUCACUGAGAAGGUCUUCCCGUAUUUUUGGCUCUGGUCACAGGAAACCUACAUCCAGCUGUGUGGCUGA
This is a messenger RNA of Acanthisitta chloris (rifleman), 744 nucleotides long. Its product is annotated as E3 ubiquitin-protein ligase TRIM39-like. Gene Ontology annotation, molecular function: protein binding. The record is from RefSeq and is a predicted model, not a curated record. Lineage: Eukaryota; Metazoa; Chordata; Aves; Passeriformes; Acanthisittidae. The transcript has 4 exons. The coding region runs from base 1 to 744 and encodes 247 amino acids.